This is a messenger RNA of Carya illinoinensis, 546 nucleotides long. RefSeq names its product putative UPF0481 protein At3g02645. The transcript has a single exon. The record is from RefSeq and is a predicted model, not a curated record. Bases 1 to 546 code for a protein of 181 amino acids. NCBI's taxonomy places the organism in Eukaryota, Viridiplantae, Streptophyta, Magnoliopsida, Fagales, Juglandaceae.
AUGUACAGUGCAACCCAGCUGGCUGAGGUAGGAUUGAAGUUUAAGAAGAUCACGAGCAAUUCAAGCUAUAUUUGCUCACCACUUGAACUAAAAUAUGCAGACGGAGUGCUGGAAAUCCCAUGCUUUCAGUUAGACAUUACCACGGAGAUUUAUGCACGAAACCUCGUCGCCUUGGAGGAAUGCCACUUUCCGGAAGAUGCAUAUAUUACUGAUUACUAUAUCCUGUUAAGUUUCCUUAUCAAAACAGGUGAAGACAUGGAUUUACUUGUAAGGGAGCAGAUCAUCGCUAAUUGGCUAGAUGGCGUCGUGGCAACUUCCAUGAUCAACAAGCUGUCUGAAAAGAGUUUCUAUUCACAAAUGAACUCUCAUUAUCAAAAGAUGGCUCAAAAUUUGAACGGAUUCUAUGCUAAUCAAUCAAAGCUCACAUGGAGACGUGCUUUAUUUAGCUCGCCUUUGAUCGGUGCUUCUGCCAUAUCCGCUUUUCUUUUGUUGUUGUUCACUUUCGUGCAAUCUCUAUGCUCUCUCCUAUCGCUCAAGUAUUUCUAA